Molecule: messenger RNA, 888 nt
Organism: Caenorhabditis remanei
Lineage: Eukaryota; Metazoa; Nematoda; Chromadorea; Rhabditida; Rhabditidae
Exons: 6
Coding region: 1-888 (295 amino acids)
Source: RefSeq, a predicted model, not a curated record
AUGAGUACGGCGCCGGACCCUAAAACCCAUGCCGACCCGGGUCGGAAAUUCUUCCGUCGUCACUGUGUCGUCUCAAAAAUCUUGCCAAAAUUCGAAGCCGUGCUGUUUUUGGAUGCAGAUAUUGGGAUGGUCAAUCCAAAUAGAAAACUCCAAGAAUAUAUGGAUCCUCAGUUUGAUAUAAUAUUCUACAACCGCCAUUUCUCAGCAGAAAUUGCUACCGGGUCGUAUUUAGUCAAGAAUACACCCUAUUCAAUUCAACUGCUCAAGGAAUUCUCCGAAUACGAGAAAAAACUUCCACAAGACAGCUUUCACGGAACGGAUAAUGGGGCGAUUCAUUUGUUCCUUGCUGAAAAGUUGUUUCCCCAUAAUUUAAUCGAUCUGGAACUGUGUCGUCGAGCAUGGAAGAAUUCAAGAAAUGUGAUUGACUUGUUGGGGUAUUCAUCAUGCGUAAGAACAAUGUUUGGUGCAAGUUCUGACUUUGGAAAAGUUCGGAUACUUCAGAAGGGCACCGGCUACGUGCGUGACGGUUGGCUAACUAAUGGUAUGUUCAGUCCAGAACGAGAUUUUUUGCUUCAUGGAUGGAAAAUGAAUCAGUUGGCGACCCUCCCACCGGGACGGCUGCUGCCAGUCCCAAAAUUCGUCGACAAGUGGUAUAACCCAUUUCAUGGAGAGUUUGAUAUGCAGAAAUGUGGAUUGGGAAAUACAACGUGGAAUCUCAAUCAAAAGUUUGUUGCAACCCGAGCUAAUAUUGAAUACAGUCUGCGACAAUACGAGAUGAGGAGUGCAAUCCAAAAGUUGGAAUUUUUGGGAACACUUCAUUAUUUGGUGAAAAAUAAUAGGAUACGAAAACAUUUAGGACCGACCGAUGCGAGUUUAUUUGAUUUUUAA